Molecule: messenger RNA, 2562 nt
Organism: Sorex fumeus (smoky shrew)
Lineage: Eukaryota; Metazoa; Chordata; Mammalia; Eulipotyphla; Soricidae
Gene: SLC1A4
Product: solute carrier family 1 member 4
Exons: 8
Coding region: 322-1944 (540 amino acids)
Biological process (GO): L-serine transport; L-glutamate transmembrane transport
Cellular component (GO): plasma membrane
Molecular function (GO): L-threonine transmembrane transporter activity; L-serine transmembrane transporter activity; symporter activity
Source: RefSeq, a predicted model, not a curated record
CUGGCCUCCCUAGCCGCUCACGCGUUGCAUCAUCCUCCGGCCCGCGAGAGCUGCGGGAAGACUGGGCGCGGCGCGAUCCACUCCGCGCGAGACACCAGCCCGCAAGGUCCGCACCUUUUCUUUUGCUCUUCUCGCACCUGCUGCUGCACUGAAAGAGGAAGCCCCCCGCGGGCCAGGCAGCGGGCUGCGGCAGAGCGCAGCAGGCGGACCUCGCAGCUGUUCCCGCUCCAUUCAUUUUCAGAACCGAUUUUGUUUUUUGUUUUAAAUCAGGGCCCAAGUCGCUCGCCUCCUGUAACUCGGGAGUUGCAGCUCUACAGCACUAUGGAGAAGAGCAGCGAGACCAACGGAUACCUAGACAGCGUCCAGGCGGGGCCUGCACCGGGGCCUGCACCGGGGCCUGCAGCAGCAGCAGCGCCGUCCACGAUGCCCCGGACCGCGGUGGGUCGCACGCGGCGCUGCACCGACUUUCUGCGGCGCAACGCGCUGGUGCUGUUCACGGUGUCUGGGGUGGUGGCGGGCGCUGGCCUGGGCGCAGCGCUGCGCGGGCUCCACCUGAGCCGCACACAGAUCACCUACCUGGCCUUUCCUGGCGAGAUGCUGCUCCGCAUGCUGCGCAUGAUCAUCCUGCCGCUGGUGGUCUGCAGCCUCGUGUCGGGCGCCGCCUCCCUGGAUGCCAGCUCCCUGGGGCGCCUGGGCGGUAUCGCCGUCGCCUACUUCGGCCUCACCACGCUGGGCGCCUCGGCGCUGGCCGUGGCUUUGGCAUUCAUCAUCAAGCCUGGGUCUGGCGCGCAGACCCUUCAGUCUAGCGACCUGGGACUGGACGACUCGGGGCCGCCUCCGGUCCCCAAAGAGACGGUGGAUUCUUUCCUCGACCUGGUCAGAAACCUGUUUCCUUCAAAUCUGGUGGUUGCCACUUUUCGUACGUAUGCAACCGAUUACAAAAUGGUGGCUCACAACACAAGCUCUGGAAACAUAACCCAUGAAAAGAUCCCCAUUGGCACUGAGAUCGAAGGGAUGAACAUUUUAGGAUUGGUCCUUUUUGCCCUGGUGUUAGGAGUGGCCCUAAAGAAACUCGGCUCUGAGGGUGAAGAGCUCAUCCGGUUCUUCAACGCCUUCAACGAGGCAACAAUGGUGCUGGUGUCCUGGAUUAUGUGGUACGUGCCAGUAGGCAUCAUGUUCCUGGUGGGAAGCAAGAUCGUGGAGAUGAAGGACAUUGUGGUGCUGGUGACCAGCCUGGGGAAAUACAUCUUUGCGUCUAUACUGGGCCAUUUCAUCCACGGGGGAGUUGUUCUGCCACUUAUUUAUUUUGUCUUCACACGAAAGAACCCAUACAAGUUCCUCCUGGGCCUCCUGACACCAUUUGCAACGGCAUUUGCCACCUGCUCCAGCUCAGCAACGCUUCCCUCUAUGAUGAAAUGCAUCGAAGAAAACAACGGCGUGGACAAGCGGAUCGGCAGGUUCAUCCUCCCCAUCGGGGCCACCGUGAACAUGGACGGGGCAGCCAUCUUCCAGUGCGUGGCUGCCGUCUUCAUUGCUCAGCUCAAUAACGUGGAGCUGAACGCCGGCCAGAUCUUCACCAUCCUAGUGACUGCCACAGCAUCCAGUGUUGGAGCGGCUGGCGUGCCAGCAGGAGGCGUCCUCACCAUCGCCAUUAUCUUGGAGGCCAUUGGGCUACCCACGCAUGACCUCUCUCUGAUCCUGGCUGUGGACUGGAUUGUGGACCGCACCACGACUGUGGUGAAUGUGGAGGGGGACGCCCUGGGCGCAGGCAUCCUUCACCACCUGAACCAGAAGGCAAUGAGCAAAGGGGAGCAGGAGCUGACCGAGGUCAAGGUAGAAGAGGCCGUCCCUAACAGCAAGUCAGAGGAGGAGACAUCCCCCCUGGUGACACACGGCCCUGGGGCCCGUGGCCCCGCUGUGGAAUCCAAGGAGUCGGUUCUGUGAUGUGGUAGGCCUGACAGUGGGGGAGGCCUGGCCUGUGAGUCCAGCCAGACCCUGGAAAUUGCCUCCCACUGACCUCCAGCUCCCCCAGCCUCACUUUGGCCCAGUCACUGCUUCGAGGAUGACCUCCCGGGCCUUCCCAGUGGGAACUGGUCACCAAGAGCCAGGACACUCACCCUGACACCGGGCCGUGUCCCAGGGCGCUGUGUGGGCACCCUCCAGCUGCCCCGCCUGGAGAGAGAGCAACUCCUGGGGACCAGGUGGUUAAAGCUUGGAAAAAUGCAGCUGGAUUCUUCAUUGUGGCCGGGCAGCUUCGCUUUUGGGUGCUUUCUGGGCAAGCCCCAAGGUGGGGGGUUGGUGGCAGUUUCCUGUCACACCGCCUGGUAAGCUUGCAUCACUGGGAACCAUCCCCCACCCCACCCCCCACCCCCGAUCUUUCUUUCACCUUGGCUGAAUGUCGAUGAACUGAGGAGCUUAGACUUGAUGCUCCAAUUCACUGUGGCUGCCUGUGGUUCCUUGGCGUGGAUAUGCGGCACAUGGUCAAUUUUGAAGGAACCAUCCCCCCCGCCCCGCCCCCCUGAAGCCGGGAGCAUUGCUGGAGCCUGUGGUCAGUGGCAUUCA